UACUGUACAUCGAAUUACCGGAAGACUAUAAAUACAGUACUGUACUGUAUGUGCAAUGGAAAUUCCGUACUUUCGAUUUUACUGUGAAACAUUCUUGAGAACUCAUCAUUUUAGAUAAUCAGCAGAACACGUCAAAUGCGAAAGGAAAUUCAAGUCCUGCUUCUUCCUUCGAACCACCAGUAAGUUGAAGGCGGAUGUCGACGCCGACGUCGCCAUUAUGGGCGGUUCCCGAGGAGCUGCCCCAGUUUGUGCGCCUGCCGCCCAACUAUACGUGCGUGAUGUGCGGGUUCGCUCUCCGGCUCCCCGUGCAGACCACGUGCGGACAUCGGAUGUGUGAGGCGUGUGUGCCGCGUCUUUUCCAAAAUGGACGGUUGGAAAACGCACUCUGCCCUGUUGGAGAAGCCGACUGCCAAUUACUUGAUGCCACUAAGUUGACAGUUGACACAAGUACACGUAGAGAGAUAGCGCAACUUCCGGUCUACUGUCGCUACAGGAGCCGAAGCUGUGCUGAGACGCCUAAGUGGCAGGAUCUGCAGACACAUUUGGCCACUUGCGCGUAUAGACGACCGGAAGAAAUCAAGCUUUCUAGAAACACAGGGACAUUUCAAGGAUACAAAAAGAACAAGGCUUUCAAACAAAGGGGAGAUCCACCAAAUGCGGGUGUGUUUUAUAACGAUUUCGACGCUCUAUCGGACAACGAAACGGGUCACGUGAUUACAGGGCAUCAUGGCGGGAAAGCAGAUUUGCAAACCAUGCACCAUACUAAGGAAGUAAGAUGUUGCUCCGAAUAUCAAGCUUAUCCGGGUAGCUGCAGUGAUUGUGGUGGAUACUCGUCCUGCUCGGAAUGUCGCUUUCCAAAUCAAGAGGGGCACAUUGAUGAACAGAAGUUUGCAAAGUCUUUUCAACGAAAGAUUCACGAAUCAACCCGGCAAUCGAAGGAAUCAUUGAAGACAAGACCAACACAAGACGAGCUUUCAGAAAACGAGGUUGAACGGGUGACCCGUGACCUGGAUAGUAUGCCCGACGACAGCCCAGAUCAUCCCUUUGAUAAGCUCCGUAGUAUUGUUUACCAUGAAAAAUUAGAUGAUAUUGACCCACCUGAUCUAGUGUCAGAUGAUUCAAGUGACAUUUUAGAAAUAUCAGAAGAUGAGCACAUUGGUGGUUAUACGUUUGCUGUUGAAUCUAAAAAGAUUGCUACAGAUACCAACCAAUCAAUAAGACGUUCGAUAACUGAUUUAAAGAAAAGAGCCCAAACAGAGAAUGAACACCAAAGUGCAUAUAGAGAAAACACUGAACCUCAAAGCCACAAAUACAGAGUCACUGUCGACAAUUUAGCAGAUAACUCGAAGGGAAAAAGAUCAACUUCGACAGGUUCAGUCAAAAUGGAACCCUUCGGUGCAGCUGCGAUAUCACACGCGAAACAUGUUGAUGAAAAAACGAGUAAUGAGAACGAAAGAGUAGAUUCAGGAAUGGAACGUAUGGGCCUAGUUCUCCGAACAGCACAGGAAAAACUUAUUUGCAAAUGGGCGUUUGAAGGGUGGUUUAAUGUACAAGAGGAGUACCCGUUCCCGCUACCACAGAACAUUUCAACAAUAACUGGCCCACGCGGGACAGGGAGCUCAACCGGUCACAUGACCAUGUUGGGAAAACAACCGCCUCAAAUUUCGAGAAGAAUUCCAAAGAUGUUUCACAGGAAGUCCAAUUUUUGUGGUCAGUGUGACACGCACGAUGGUUUUCAGAUGCCGCCGUCAAUCUUUACGACUCUGUCAGACAUUGCAAAAGAAAUGGGUUUCGAUUUUCCGUCGUUGAUCGAGAGUGCGGAAAACAUGGGUAUGAAUCUGCCGCUGCCCUGUAUGCAAUGUUUCGAAAAGCGGCAAGGGGAGGGCGCGCGCGAGCUUCAGCACGACAUGGACGCUAGCGGACAGGGAGGCAGAUGUCCGGUGUGUGGUGGAAAGAUUCAAACACUAAGCGAGUUUGGACGGAUGCUUGGCAAGAUGCGGAAGUUGAUGUCUGAAAAGGACCUUGUCGCCCGCGACGUCUACCCAGACGGAAACUGCGCAUAUGCCGCUAUAAUCGAUCAGCUAAGGGUGCGCGGGGACUUCCGGUAUACCGUCAAGACAUUACGCCAAGCUGCGGUCCAAUUCUUACGAGAUAAUCCAAACGCGGAAGAUGACACCCCUCUGGCACUGUUCCUGACGCACGAGGAGACCUGGGACGCGUACCUAGCGCGGAUGAGUCAGGACGGCGAGUGGGGGGAUCACAUGACCCUUAAUGCUAUCUGUAACGCCUUGAAUAUGACCUUAGUGAUAUACGGGGGUUACUCGGGUCAGGCAGAGACACGACUCGUCCCACUGACUGCAAAACACGCAAACACGGAUACUGCAAACCCUUUCCCUGAGAUAUUCCUCGGUCAUAUAAAUGAAAGCCACUACAUUAGCUUGCGACCGCGUCAAUGGAAACAAAGGCUAUCUGAAGAUAGUGUGGGGAAUUCAGCGAUGGAAACAUUGUACUGUCACAUGGUACAUAUCGAGAAUAUUGUGAAGCGACUGGUGCAGUUGCAGUACAUUACGCCAGCAGUCCCAUACUCUCGUGUUGGUCACCUCCCUUUUAGUUCUGAAGGAAAUGAACUGCGCGUUGAUAUGGUUGGUAGUUAUCCAAACAAAAUGCUCACACGUCUUGCACAUGUAAAUAACAUUUCACCCGAUAUUGGAAUAUUCUUUCCGACAGAAAACGUAAACAAGGAAUCGAAACGUCAGAUAACAACGUUUUUAUCGCCGAACGACACUCGAGCAGUACCGAUUAUUGAUCAUGCAAGAAAAAAGGAUCUACUUAUUAACGCACUUGAAGAGAACAUACCAGGCCUGUUGUGUCUCAAGCCGAUAUGUCCCUCUUUGUGGGCCGGGGAGACUGAGUAUGUAAACGGAGAAAUAAUUUUAAAAACUAUUUCUAUUUCGCCCAACUGGAAAUUAGGAGGCCAUGAUUUCAUAGCGUUUCGGUGUGAUUGGCCUGACUGUGCGAACGAGUGGUUUGUACGGACUCGAAAGGUCCAGAUGUAUUCAACAACAUGUUUGCGAACGUUGUACGACAGUGGAUGUCACAUUAUACCAGCACUUGAGCGAGAGAGUAUGACAGAUGUCAUGGAUAUCUGUCUCUCGGCCAACAUCGUAGAACAAGGAGUGUACUGGUGUUAUUCCUUUGCUACGGCGGAAAGGACAAUUUGUCAAAGAGUGCUUGAUAAUGGACAAGUACAGGUUUUCCUAAUCUUCAGGAAUCUUCUUGACGAGACGGUAGCAGACUAUUCUAUACCAAUGUCUGUUCUGAAAUCCGUGUUUUAUUAUGCAUGUGAAAACGUGACUCUGAGUGAUUGGAUUUCGCAACCUGGCCAUUGCCUACUUUUACUAUUACACAAGCUGGCAGAAGGAUUAGAGAAGAGGUUUAUCCCUCACUACUUCAUCUCACAGCUCAAUCUCUUGUUAGGGAUGGAGGACACAGUGAUGGCAAAAUUCCUUCAAGAAGUUCAUUCAAUAGAGGCUCAGUUUUUAGAAAAGCUUUUCUUCAUGGCCGACAGACUAAAUGUUACUGCAACAGAGCUCGGUUCGUUCUUUGACAACAUCAUCGAUGAUGUGUUCAUGUAUUCGUCUCACAGAAACGCUCUUCGGUCGUUCAACGAGGCCAUCAUACCUGCUUGUUCAGAUAUACUACAAGAUUUUGUAUAUCAGAAAAACUUCAACGAUGCGUUUGUAGUUCUUGAAGAUAUGAGGGAGCAGACGGGGUUGUAUUCAGCAGAACCGUGCAAUGUACCCGACUUGAUUAAAACAGCAAUGGGAACCAUGGCGAUUGGAUACAAGUACUGUAUGUCUGUUUUUGUGGACAUACAACUAAAUACUGAGUACAGCACAGACCUCUGUGUAGGCUUCGAAACAAUCGCGUUGUCAGAAAUGUUCGGACCAGAUAUCCCAAGCGAACUCGGGCGAAAACCUGUUCCUUCAUUGUAUGCUAUAGCUACUGGAGAUCUGAUGUUCCCAUCAGUAUUUACAACAGUCCUGCGACAAGGCAGUUUACAUGAUGCUUUCAUUUCUGGUUUGAGGUUCUAUUUGGACACUUAUGCGGAAAUAGCGGGUGAAAAUCUUGCCAUCGAAGGCUCGAUGAAUUCGAAAUCGGCGCUAUACAUGCUUGCCGGUCUCUACGACACACUAUGGUUGUCUUAUUUGCAGCAAGGGCGCCAGGAAGAGUUCCGCCCUCUACUGACGAGGUACACACUGAUUGUAGAGCACAGCGGCGUGCCAUAUUUGUAUGAAUAUCUUGCGAGCGCCUUGCGUACACUUGGAGAGCAUGACAUGGCAAAGGACUUAGAGAAACGUGAUACACGGGGCCCCCAGAACAUGAUAACGACUUUGAUGAAUGCCCUGAAAUAACCGGAAUAUCAGUGUGUGGACAUUAAAGACUAGCUUUUUUCUUUCAAGCGCAGCACGGAAACGAUUAUUUCUUUUUUGACAAGAGGACUAUUCGAAAAGACGAGUAGUGCUUUAACAGUACCCCAUACCAUUGAAACCUUUGCUUUUAAAAUGAUUACAGUACUGUGUUGAACCAGACCAUGAUAAAAUGUGUACAUAUAAGGAAAUAUAAACGUAUAUCCAAUACAAUAUGAAUAAGACGUAUAAUACGACUCAGUCAACAGGGACGCCAUUCACGAUGAAUAAAUGUAACUGAGCGAAUGUUUCUGCAUGACAGAACGUAUACUCAUAAAGAAAACCUGUAUAUAAGUUGUCCACAAACGCCUUCAGUACAAUGUAUCAUUCUUUGAAAAUACAUGUAAGGUAGAUUUGUUCCGGAAAAACUAAAUAAUUCACAAUUAUGUCAUUGUACCAAAAUCUCGAAAAAUCCUACGUUUAGAUCAUAAAAUUAUAAUACAAUUUUACUGUCGGAGCAUGUUGCAAUUGAUAAUUGAAAUAAAAAUAUUUUUCUUUUC
Messenger RNA from Mya arenaria, 4969 nucleotides. RefSeq lists its product as uncharacterized. Lineage: Eukaryota; Metazoa; Mollusca; Bivalvia; Myida; Myidae. The record is from RefSeq and is a predicted model, not a curated record. Bases 195 to 4415 code for a protein of 1406 amino acids. The transcript is spliced from 12 exons.